Messenger RNA from Salarias fasciatus (jewelled blenny), 2174 nucleotides. It is a transcript of the gene frmd6, whose product is annotated as FERM domain containing 6. Bases 339 to 2174 code for a protein of 611 amino acids. Gene Ontology annotation, biological process: positive regulation of hippo signaling. The record is from RefSeq and is a predicted model, not a curated record. The transcript is spliced from 14 exons. NCBI's taxonomy places the organism in Eukaryota, Metazoa, Chordata, Actinopteri, Blenniiformes, Blenniidae. Gene Ontology annotation, cellular component: cytoplasmic side of apical plasma membrane; cytoskeleton.
UCCGUUUCCAAGGAAGAAGCCGAGCGACGUCUGCACUCUGAAACUUACUGAAGUCUUCUCAAACUGAGGAUUUGCCAUUUUUUUCACAUUUGAACACCCUCGUAUGGAUUAAUUUUGUUAAAGGAAUAAGUUUUGUUUGCCGUUGAAAGUGGCUGACUGCAGCCUGGAUCCCCAUGUCCUGUCCCUUGAGUGCCACUGGGCCCGCUGAGCCAGUCGGCGUAUCCGCGCCUCGCUGCAGCUGAAGCAGGCGGACGGCGUCUGGGUGGAGGCGGGCCGCCGGUGGGCCCAGAGCCCCGAUAGCAGGCGAAGAGGCCUGUCCUGUCCCGAGCCAGACAAAAAUGAACAAACUGACCUUCCACAAUAACAAAGCCAUGCAGGACCGCCGCUGUGUCUGUGUCUUUCUGCCCAAUGAUGAUACGCUCAAUGUCAUCGUCAAUGUGAAGACUCUGUGCCAGGAAUUGUUGGUGCAGGUGUGUGACCUUCUCAGACUGAAGGACUGCCACUUGUUUGGACUCAGCGUUAUCCAAAAUAAUGAACACAUCUAUAUGGAGCUGGAUCAGAAACUGUCCAAGUACUGCCCCAAAGAAUGGAAGAGAGAAGCCAGCAAGGGCAUUGACCAGUUCGGCCCUCCGAUGAUCAUUCACUUCAGAGCUCAGUAUUAUGUUGAGAACGGGAGGCUGAUAAGUGACCGGGCAGCCAGGUACUACUACUACUGGCACUUGAGGAAACAGGUGCUGCUCUCUCAGUGUAUUCAAAGGGAAGAGGCCUACUUCCUCCUGGCAGCCUUCGCUCUGCAGGCCGACCUCGGCAACUUCAAACGCAACAAGCACUUUGGGAAGUACUUUGAACCCGAGGCCUACUUCCCUCCGUGGGUGAUAGCAAAGCGAGGCCGCGAAUACAUCCUGAGGCAUAUACCAAACAUGCACAAGGAUCAGUUCGCCCUCACCGCCUCAGAGGCUCACCUCAAGUACAUCAAGGAGUGCGCACAGCUGGAUGACGUUACAGUCCACUACUACAGACUCUACAAGGACAAGAAGGAAGUUGAAGCCUCUCUUACUUUGGGCCUGACAUUACGCGGUAUCCAGAUAUUUCAGAACGUGGGCUCCGUGAGGCAGCUGCUGUACGACUUCCCCUGGACCAACGUGGGAAAACUGGUAUUUGUGGGGAAGAAGUUUGAAAUCCUUCCUGACGGCCUGCCCUCAGCUCGCAAACUCAUCUACUACACCGGCUGUCCCAUGCGCUCCCGCCACCUCCUGCAGCUGCUCAGCAACAGCCACCGGCUCUACAUGAACCUGCAGCCCGUUCUCAAACAAGUCCGUCGGCUCGAGGAAAACGAAGAGAAGAAGCAGUACCGCGAGUCGUACAUCAGCGACGCUCUGGAACUGGACAUGGAUCAUCUGGACAAGCGGUCCCGAGCCAGCGGCAGCAGCGCCGGCAGCGUCUCCCACCACAAGCGCCUGUCCCGCCACUCCACCACCAGCCACGGCAGCUCCCACACCUCCGGCAUCGAGACGGACAGCUUCAGGGCCCCGGGUCAGGCCCCGCACCGGCCCCUGCGGACCUGCAGCUCCUCCACCACCAGCCACGGGAGCUCGCACACCUCCGGCAUCGAGAGCAGCGGCAAGGAGCGCAUCCUGGACGACGACGAGAUCGAGAUGCUGGUCGACGACCCCAAAGACUACGAGGAGCUUCACGAGAUGGCUCUGGAUCAGGAGCUGUGCAUCCACAUCACUGAGGACAUGCUGACCAUGUCGCCCGAUCAGACCAACGGAUACUCAGGACUGAUAGUGAAAGACGUCAGCUCCUCCACGUCCAGCUCCUCCGAGACAGUCGUCAAGAUGAGAGGACAGAGCAUCGAGUCUCUGCCGCAGACGUCGGCCUGCAGGAAGCCCCAGUCCUCCACCGACCGCCACAGCCAGUCGCUGGACGACAUCCGGCUCUACCAGAAGGACUGCCUGCAGUGGGCGGAGCUCUGCCAGGACACCGCCCACAGCUACACGUUCGGCUGCGCCCAGGAGCUGAGCGACGGCGGCGGCGGCGGCGGCGGCUACCAGGGCCUGGCCGAGCAGCGCGCCGGCAUGCUGGGCGAGCAGCACCCCUUCCCCAUCAAGAGAGCCAACAAGUACUUCUCCCUGGACCUGACCAGCGACGAGGUCCCCGAGUUCGUGGUGUGA